Manihot esculenta (cassava) is the source of this 954-nucleotide messenger RNA. RefSeq names its product sporulation-specific protein 15. The record is from RefSeq and is a predicted model, not a curated record. Lineage: Eukaryota; Viridiplantae; Streptophyta; Magnoliopsida; Malpighiales; Euphorbiaceae. The coding region runs from base 1 to 954 and encodes 317 amino acids. The transcript has 2 exons.
AUGGAAAGCAUGUCUCGGUCUCGAGUAUUCUCGUCUCCUGAUCUCGCACCACCUUCUCCUACAAAAAUUCUAAAGCCAGAAGAAUAUAGUUUAGAAGGUAUUGCCACAAACGUGAAGCUGCUGCUAAAAAUAAUUCAAGAGCAUAAUGGAGCAAGUACUAGUGAUAACCGGAAAAUGCAAAGGAUUGCCGGAAUGAUUACAAUCUUAGAUGAUUGUAAAUCGAGAAUUGAAAAGUCUCAAUCUUCCAAGAAAAGAUUGGCUGAGCUCAGGAGGUGCAACACAGAACUAAGGCCUAUGCCUAUGCAUUCUCCGAGAGUUAGAGAAAGGAAGCCUCAGGAUGGCAUGACGAGCAGCGAGGAUAAUAAUAAUGACAGGUUGAGAAGACAACUUAGUUCAAGCUAUAAUGCAAGAAAAAGCCUAGAAAUUAUGUGUUCAAGCUUGGGAAAGGAGAAGGAAAUUAUGGCAGGUGAACUUGCCAAAAAAGUUAGUGAAUUGAAUGAAAUGGAGGAGCUUGUUAAUGAUCUCAAGGCACAAAAUGGGACAUUGUUAACGAAGCUGCAAUCUCAGGCUGCGGAGAAGGAAACUAGUGCAGGGGAUAAUGAAGGAAACGCAGAGCUUCAGGAUCGAAACAAGGAACUUUCAGAGCAACUCCUCAGAUCCCUUGAUAGUUAUCGAUCUUUAAAGAGGAAAUACAGAGAUGUAAAAGAGGAAAAUUCAGAAAUUUUGAGGACAAUGGAAGAAAUUGGGUGGGAGGUAAGUGCUGGUCUUGAACAGAUCCGUAUUUUCAGGCAAAAAGUGGCCUCAAGCAAAAAGAAACCAGCAGAUAUAGAUGACGAUAUUUCAGCAUUGGAGCAUAUGUUCAAAGAAUUUAACAUGAAAAUUUCCAAGCACGAGGAGAAGAACACCGACUCCAUAUUUGAAAUAGAGAGUUUUGCAAGAAUUCAAUUCGGUUGA